Molecule: messenger RNA, 387 nt
Organism: Staurois parvus
Lineage: Eukaryota; Metazoa; Chordata; Amphibia; Anura; Ranidae
Source: the annotation of a GenBank genome assembly
UACUGUGUGAGCUCUGAUUGGUCACAGCUUGUCACAUGGUACAAGGCUGUUGUGAAUAGCCUUGUACCAUGUGAUCUCUGUGAUCAUUCACAGAUCUCACACGUAGUAAGCAAUGAUGUCAGAAGUGACAUCUUGCUUACUACUCUUCAUGUGAUCACUGAUUGGCUAAUCAGUGAUCACAUGAUCAGGACCUCACACAGAGGUCCCGUCCGGCGAUCGGUGUUCCACUGUGUCCGGAGGACACAGCGGGCACCGGAUCGCGGUGCUGCGUGCUUCCAGGGAGCGGCGACACAAGCAGGUUUCGGGGAGGCCGUUUAUAAACAGCCACCCGACCCUGCACUGCCACCGUCCGGCCAUUUAUAUACAACGGCCCGACGGGAGGUGGUU